Alexandromys fortis (reed vole) is the source of this 744-nucleotide messenger RNA. It is a transcript of the gene CUNH11orf96, whose product is annotated as chromosome unknown C11orf96 homolog. The record is from RefSeq and is a predicted model, not a curated record. The transcript has a single exon. NCBI's taxonomy places the organism in Eukaryota, Metazoa, Chordata, Mammalia, Rodentia, Cricetidae.
GCUCGCACGCUUUAAAUGGCAUUCGCUGUCAUCCGAGCUCGCAGUCGUGUGGGCAGAGGCGGGCUAUAUAAGCGGCGAGGCGGGCCGCCGCGGGGCACACGGCGACGGCGACAGCAGCGGCAGGGAGCUUCCAGGAGCGCCGCGGAGUAGCGCAGCACAAUCCCGCGUCCCCCGACGGGCCCGCCCGCCCGCCAUCCCUCCACGGCAGCGCCGGCUCGGGCCAGCGAGGCCCGCCGCCACCCCGCAGCAGAUUUGGAUCCCCCGCCCGGAGAGCCUCAGGCUGCCGCCUCCCGGGGGACCCCGGAGUCGCGGCCGCCCCCGGAGAGCCCGGGCGCCCCGCCGCCCCCCGGCCCCGAAGCCACCGACGGCGCCAUGGCAGCCGCCAAACCUGGCGAGCUCAUGGGCAUCUGCUCCAACUACCAGGCGGUGAUGCCGCACUUCGUGUGCCUGGCCGAUGAGUUCCCGCAGCCCGUGCGGCCCGCCAAGCUGCCCAAGGGCAAGGGCCGGCUGCGGCGGCCGCGCCAGUCCCGCUUCAAGACGCAGCCGGUGACCUUCGACGAGAUCCAGGAGGUGGAGGAGGAGGGGGUGUCCCCGAUGGAGGAGGAGAAGGCCAAGAAGUCGUUCCUGCAGAGCUUGGAGUGCCUGCGCCGCAGCACGCAGAGCCUGUCGCUGCAGAGGGAGCCUCUCGGCAGCUGCAAACUGAGGAACAGCUUGGACUCCAGCGACUCCGACUCGGCCCUGUGA